CUCGAUAACACGUCUGCGGUGAGGACAAUAUUCCCGUUUGGCUGACUGUAGUGUCGUGAUUCCUUUUUUCAAUACCGGAUCGAAAUGGAGUCGCCUCUAGAUCAGCUGGAUGAAGAAUCAAAGCGUGCGCUUACGGAGUUUAAGGAACGGGUUCAGGAUUGCACUAGUAAGUUGGUGGAUACAAGAGAUGAAUACCUUCUGAAAUGGCUCAUCGCGCGAUCCUACAACAUCAACGAAGCCGAGAAAAUGCUACGUGCAUCACUGGCGUGGCGGCAGACAAACGGAGUUGAUGACAUCUUGAAAUGGACCCCUCCUGAAGUGUUCCAGAAAUAUUAUUCUCUUGGAAAAAUAGGAUACGACAAGUUCAACUGCCCCGUUUACGUUUGCGCCCAGGGAAAUAUGGAUUUGCGUGGGAUUUUGCAGUCCGUCACGAAAAAAGAUUUCAUGCGCUUUCAAGCCUACAUGACCGAAAAGGUGAACAAGGAAAUGCUGGAUGAGACUUUGAGCAAUGGAAAAAAUAAAUAUUGCCAAAUGACGUUCGUCGCUGACAUGGAAAAUCUUUCAAUGAGACAAAUGACAUACAAGCCUGUUAUGGAAACGGGAACUGAACAGACAAAAGUUUACGAGUUAAAUUACCCGGAAAAUCUCCGCCGAAUCUUCAUUAUUAACGCGCCCAAGAUUUUCACAGUCAUCUUCAACUUUUUGAAACCAUUUAUGCAUCAAGCUACUCUUGAUAAGAUGAGGAUUUUUGGAAGUGACAAAGAAGAAUGGGCAGCCGCUUUACUGGAAGAAAUAGAAGCCGAUAACUUACCGCUUCACUACGGGGGCACUAUGGUCGAUCCUGACGGUGAUCCAAAAUGUCCUAGCAAGUUAAACAUGGGCUCAGAAGUUCCUUAUUCGUAUUACCUGAGCAACAGCGCACCUGUGCCCAAGGAUUACAUGGAAACCAUCAACAUCAUCGCCGGAGCAGGUGGAUUUAAGAAGCUGAAAUACAAAAUUGAUGUCGCCAAUUCAAUUUUGAGAUGGGAGUUUAUGACAGAAGGAGGAGACAUCGGCUUCAGAGUCUAUUACAAAAGUGACGAGGAAGGUAUUGUGGACUUGGUACCUUUGAGCAGAAUUGAAAGUCACCUGGUCACGGAAGAAGGCGAAUUCGUUAGCGAGAAACCAGGGAAAUACGUGGUGGUGUUUGAUAACACUUUCAGCAUUUUACGACCCAAAAAAGUCCGUUACUACGUCGCUGUCGAUCCUCCAGUACCCGGAAGUCCAACAGCUCUCGGAUGAGGACAUGAAAAUAAACGUACGAGGAUAUUCGUUCAGUUGAACUCCUUGAUAAAAUAACGUAGCUAAAAUAUGAUUUUUUUUUCUUAUCAAAAUUUUUAUGACACAUGAAAAACGAUAUCUUAUUUACAAUUUAGCUUAUAAACAUUAUUUGUUGUUAAAUACAUCAAAUACAUCAGAAAUAAAU
Molecule: messenger RNA, 1465 nt
Organism: Daphnia pulicaria
Lineage: Eukaryota; Metazoa; Arthropoda; Branchiopoda; Diplostraca; Daphniidae
Product: SEC14-like protein 2
Exons: 10
Coding region: 85-1281 (398 amino acids)
Cellular component (GO): cytoplasm
Source: RefSeq, a predicted model, not a curated record